UCAGAGCACAGCAUUUUGGGAUCAGACCAGGAUCAGGACCACAGAAGCCCACUCUGGACCAGAGAGACCCCAUCAUCGGACCCACUCAGGACAACAGAGACCCCAUCACCAGACCCACUCAGGACAUCCUGCAACCAUGCUGACGGCGUGUCUCGAGUCCUUCGGCCUGGCGCUCAGCGUCGUGGGCUCCCUGCUCGUGAUGGUGGCGUGCGGGCUGCCCAUGUGGAAAGUGACGGCGUUCAUCGAGUCCAACAUCGUGGUGGCACAGACCAUGUGGGACGGCCUGUGGAUGUCGUGCGUGGUGCAGAGCACGGGCCAGAUGCAGUGCAAGGUGCACGACUCGGUGCUGGCGCUCACGCAGGACCUGCAGACGGCGCGGGCGCUCACCGUGGUGUCGGCCGUGCUGGGCAUCGUGGCCAUGGCCGUGACCGUGGCGGGGGCGCAGUGCACUAACUGCCUCCGGGAGGAGGCGGUGAAGGCGCGGGUGGUGCGCGCCGGCGGGGUGCUCUACAUCCUGAGCGCGCUCUUCGUGCUGGUGCCGCUGUGCUGGAUGGCCAACAACAUCAUCGUGGACUUCCACGACCCGCAGGUCCCCGCUGCCAAGAAGCGCGAGAUCGGCGCGGCCAUCUACGUGGGCUGGGCGGCCGCGGCGCUGCUGCUGAUCGGGGGGUCGAUGCUGUGCUGCUCCUUCACCCAGCUGCUGCAGGGCGGAUACACCAUCAAGUACGCGCCCACCAAGAGCAUCACGACUGCUGCGGACUUCGACAAGAAACACUACGUGUGAGGCGGGGGAAGGGAGGGGAGCCCACGGUGCAGUUUAAAGACUAUUAGAGAAAUGUAAAAUAACCUGUUGGAGGAACCAGGUGGAGUUUCAGCAGUGGCGUCAAUUCAGUCAAAGCUAAGGUAUGGCAAGGUUACGAGUCACAGAACCAGAGGUGGGUAGAGUAGCCAAAAAUUGUACUCAAGUAAAAGUACUGUUACUGCAGAAUAAUAUGACUCAAGUAGAAGUAAAAACUAGUCAUCCAAAUAAUUACUUGAGUAAAAGUAAAAAAGUACUUGGUGAAAAAACUACUCAAGUACUCAGUAACUGUUGAGUAACGUCUGAUUUAUUUUUUUAACACAACCAUUCAAACAGACAAAAGUACAAAAUAAUCAUCUUCAGGCAAAUUAAAUCAAUAAAAUAAUAAAAUAAACUAAAAUUAAUAAAAAAAAACUUAAAUUAAAAUAAGUAAAAUAAAUAAUUCAGAUUUUCUAACUGUAUAAAGUUGCACAUUGAGCAGAAAAACAUCAAAUUGUGACCUUAAAAAAUAUCUAAUUCAAUGAGUUUACAAAAUAUAACUAUCCUCCCAAGUUUCUUUCAUUUGAAGAAUAAAAUAAAAACACUUAAAGACUCAGAUUUUAAAGGCUUGAAACUUUUUAUGAAUCAGCAAAAUGAAAAAAAAGAGGGAUCAAUUUCAUAAGCUCACAGUUUUCAAUAAAGAAUAAGAAGAAAAAUAACUUGGAAAAAAAUAAAACCCACAAAUUCAAACUGUAAAUCUGAUCGAACAUAAAAGAUUAAAUUCAGAAAAGGCUUCUUUCGCUGGCAGAUACAGAGUCAGCCUCCUCCGCUCACUGAGCUCUCAGGACUUAAACUUCUAUGUUUAGGAGGCUGCAGAUGAAGACGCCCCGUUUUAUGUGUCCUCCACUGGAAGUCCAGGUCCACCUGGUAGCGUGGGGCUCCCGCUGGUCCAGAAGUCUCCUGGGCAGUUUGAAGCGCCUCAGGACGAGUUUUCUGUCCUCCACCUUUAGUCACCACAUGGUUGCUGUUGUUGUCCACAUUUCUUGUAAAUACUUGGACUGGUGGUUUGUAGAGCUUUGGUUCCCCCUCUGAGGUCUUUCCAGACCCAGGUGGACUCAUGAUCAAAGACUGUACAGAUUUCUACUUGCUGCCUUUUCUAAUAAACAAAAGAAUAAACAACAGUUUCACUGUCUGGU
Messenger RNA from Cololabis saira (Pacific saury), 1974 nucleotides. It is a transcript of the gene cldn5b, whose product is annotated as claudin 5b. Gene Ontology annotation, biological process: bicellular tight junction assembly; cell adhesion. The coding region runs from base 137 to 784 and encodes 215 amino acids. The transcript has a single exon. Gene Ontology annotation, cellular component: plasma membrane; bicellular tight junction. The record is from RefSeq and is a predicted model, not a curated record. Lineage: Eukaryota; Metazoa; Chordata; Actinopteri; Beloniformes; Belonidae. Gene Ontology annotation, molecular function: structural molecule activity.